AUGUCCCAACGGGCAGACCACUCUCCUCCCCAUACACCUCCCUCCCAAACCGCGAGAUACAAUCCCUCCAAGCGUGGGUACCCAGCUCGAGCAUCCAUCCGUGAUGCUUUCCCAGACGUCAUGGAUAAUCCCACGAGAACCAGUGAAUCGGGAGAUGAUCGAGACCCGCAUGAUCUGUCUCUAUCCCCGCAACAUGCUACACGGACGUCAAUCGUCGAUAACAUGCUUCUUUCGCUCGAUCAAUUCGCCCCUAGUUCAUCUGUUCUAGAUGACUACCGGCUUUUCAAUUCCGCAUUCGAAACCGACCAUAACAGCCGUUACUCGCAAGAAUCUGAUUCGCAUGGCCGAUACCGCGGACACACAUUCUCCUCAUCAAUGUCCUCAGAACCGGAUUAUGGAUACGAAGAUGGGAAUGGCCGCUAUGCAACAAUAAUGGCGACCAAGGGCCGGCGCAGCAACAGUAGCUCUAAUCACCAGCCGACACCGAGGCAGAUCGGAAACUCGCGUGGUGGUACCGGUACCGGAACCAUGCCACGAACAAACACUGCCCGAAAAGGCAGCAAAGGAAGCUCAUCCUCCGCCGCGGACUACUCUUAUACAAUUCCCAGAGCACGAACGGAUCAAGGCUUGGGCCGACGCUCAGCCAGCUUCGAUUGUGGGCCAAAACGAGCGUUCGCACCUUAUACUGAUUCCAGUGUCGGUCAGGACUCAACGCUGUACGACGAUCACUAUGCUGCACCUACCCCGAGCGUUCCGGCGGGACCGCGAAAGGUUCACGAUUAUAAUAGAACACCAACAACUGCUGCCGCGCGGACACCGGUAGCAUCGCGGCGGAAUAGUAUAAAAUCUGCUCAUGCCCCUCAGAUUCGAAAAGUUCGGCCUGAAAACAUUGGUACAGGGACCAUUAGAGCUCGGGACAAUGACUUCCAAAAUAUGGAUGAUACGGAGCUUGACCCCCUCCGGCCAUCACGGCAUCAACCAACGGCAGCUACCACAGUUUCAACCAACAUCCCAACCAACGUCCCCAUCAACCAUCCUGCUCCAAGCACAAAAGACCGCCCGGGCUUCUUCCGGCGUGUCUUUGGAUCAAAGUAUCCGUCCCCUGUACCCGCAGAUGCAGCAAGUAUAAAUGCCACCGAUCCAUCACACCCACAAGAAACCGAAAGGAGAGAAAUCAAUGGGACUGCUAGCCCGAAGGCACGACCUCAGCAGGCAGCCAAGAACUCUGCAGGUGCUUCUCCGUCCUCCGCUCGCACAGGACCCCAUCAGGUCGUGAAUAAGAAAUCUUCGUUCUUCCGUAGACGGAAGAGAUCGGUGCCUGACCAUGCGCCUCCACCAAUUGUAAUUCCUCAACAUCUUGCACCACAGACCAUAGAUACUAUGGUGGCUCCAAGUCCCGUGAGCAGCCUUCGGCAGGUCAUGAAUCCUUACCUCGACGAAGAAUUAGACCAGAAAGAAAAUGCAGACUGGGAGGCCAAAAUUCGACAACCGGCAUUUUUACAGGCGCAGAAGAAAAGAGAAAGUGUUUCAGCUCCCGGGGCUCCCAAAACGAAGCCUUCUCUUCAGCCAUCUGCUGCCUCUCGUGGCCAAGACCUCUCGCCCCUUGCAGAGAAGGAUCGAUCGUCGAAUGGCGAAGCCUCCACAGACAAUGCCUUGCAGGAGAAGUCUCAGAAUGUUGCUGCUUCUGCUACUCUGUCCCCCGUCGCGGAGGACUUUUCGCGCAGAAUCAAACCACAGGUCGAUAUUCCUCAAAUCAAUGUAGCCAGAUUAGCGCUUCCAUCUGAGGACAGGGAUUAUGAAUCUCCCGUUGAUUCUAUAUCAACAGCAUCAAACUAUCAGACUGCUGCGAACACCCCACUUAUUGAGCAGGAAGAGUCUCAAACAGAGGAUGAUACCGAUGAUCAGACAGACGGACCUGGUGAAUCUAUUGAAGAUGGCCCUACGGCGGCAGACCGUGAACAAGCUCAAAGGCUCUUCGACAGCCAGGAUCAGGUGGUAGGCAACGAGCCUGCUGCCGCUUGGCUGGGUGACCCGGGUCGGGCAAUGGUUCGCGAAGCAUACAUGCGACUGUACAACUGGUCUAAUCUCAACAUUGUUGCCUCGCUUCGGGCUCUUUGUGAUCGUUUGGUGCUCAAGGGAGAAACUCAACAAGUGGAUCGAGUGCUGGAUGCCUUUUCGACUAGAUGGUGCGAUUGCAACCCGAGUCAUGGCUUCAAAGCUACUGAUGUUGUCCACACCAUUUGCUAUUCUAUUUUGCUACUCAACACUGAUCUGCACUUGGCCGACAUUGAUUCAAAAAUGACUAAAUCCCAAUUCGUUCGAAAUACCAUGCCCACUAUUCACCGAGUGGCAAUGGAUGCCGCACCGGAAGGAUUUGAGACAUUACGUCCAAUCAACCGCUCCAAGACCCAACCCCAUGAAGCGCACUCUGCUCCUGCAUCCGCACGAUCUGCAACUUUUCCUCCAGAAGUCACCCACAGCUCGUUUAAUAACGAGGGUGAUGCCAAUGUCGAUGCUGGGCCUUUGGUCAACACACCAUUCACUGGAACAGUGAGAGCCUGGGAGCAACAAGUUGAAACGGUACUGAAGGAAUUCUACACCUCCAUCCAGAAGCAAAAACUGCCACUGUUCGGUGCUCAACCAGAACGUGAAGUAUCUCGCAUGUCGUCCAACAACUUUUUAGGCCCCUCUAGCGGUACCCUCCGUAGGAGUCCCAGCACAAUUAGCAAGAGUGGUUCCGAUAUCUUCCCUCGCGGUCGUUCUGCCAAUUCAAGCCAUGGAGCUGCGCGAUGGUCAUCCAAACCCCGCUCCCGGGCUGGGAGGCUUUAUCCUCCGUCGAUGAUGGGCUCCAGCCGUACCAGCCUAGACGACCAAUCAUCUGUCUGGACUCCGACUGGGUCGAGUACCUGGAGUAAAUAUUCUUUGGGCAAGUUCACUUCAGCGUCUGUGGACUCUUUUGGCUCAGACUUCCCUCGUGGCGAAUACCAACAAUCUAUUGGUUUUGCCAAUGCUCUGAGUCAGGCCAUAAUCAGGGAGGACUCUGCUCCCUCGGUAUAUAGCUAUGAGGAACCCGAGCGAACGACCCCUCUGCUUGAAGAUGACACGUUGGCUCUAGCCGGAGCUCCGUGGGCUAAGGAGGGAAGCCUGAAGCAUAAGCAUCACCUAGAUGCGGUGGACAAACGGGCGAAGGACCGGAACUGGAAUGACUGUUUUGCGGUCAUACAGCAAGGCUGGAUGCGUCUUUUCUCGUUCAACAACUCCACCAAGUCGAUGCGGCAAAAGGCUAAGCAACCCGGCGGGGUUAUAGUCGGUGGCGGCAACUGGACGGAAAAUGCAGAAGAGCUUUGGAAGUUUAUGCUGCGCCAAACCAUCGCCAGUGCCUUACCAUCGCCUGGAUACUCCAAGUCUCGUCCUCAUGUCUGGGCCCUGAGUUUGCCUACUGGGGCGGUUCAUCUCUUCCAAGCUGGAACGCCUGAGAUUGUCCGAGAAUUUGUCUCAACGGCCAAUUACUGGAGCGCGCGACUAUCCAAGCAACCACUGGUAGGAGGCAUCAGCAACAUUGAAUAUGGAUGGAGCGACAGUGUCAUUAACAGCGCGCUGAUCGGCGGUGAAAGUCGAUCCCCGCCGCCUUCGUCAGGCGCACGGCCGAGUAUUCAAAGCUCCAUCCGAAGCUCCAUCGAUCAUCAAGGCGUGCGACCCCGACUUCCCGCCGAUCGGGUCAACAUCAGUGACUGGAGCCCACCGCAGCAAAGUAUGGUCGCCUCCAACUUGACAGAGGAGGAACAGUGGAAGGCUCUGCAGGCAUAUGUGCAGAACGUGGAGGAUGAUCUCUCUCGUCACAAUGAACUGCGUUCGGCGAUGAACCUUGCAUUCUCUCCACGCCACCCCAACGCCGCUAAAGCCAUGGCAAACUGGGAACGGAAAUCAUCAUAUCUGUUGCGUGAGAUAGUUAAGUUCCGCACAUAUAUUGACUCCCUACGCAACGCCAUCGGCUCCAAAGAAAGAAUUUUCGCUUCCACCAACUACUCUCAAGAGGAUGGGGAAGCAACUAUGGAACCCACAGAGUCUGUAGCGUAA
Penicillium verrucosum is the source of this 4077-nucleotide messenger RNA. Its product is annotated as Sec7 domain protein. The record is from RefSeq and is a predicted model, not a curated record. The coding region runs from base 1 to 4077 and encodes 1358 amino acids. The transcript is spliced from 2 exons. Lineage: Eukaryota; Fungi; Ascomycota; Eurotiomycetes; Eurotiales; Aspergillaceae. Gene Ontology annotation, molecular function: guanyl-nucleotide exchange factor activity. Gene Ontology annotation, biological process: regulation of ARF protein signal transduction.